Molecule: messenger RNA, 1182 nt
Organism: Boeremia exigua
Lineage: Eukaryota; Fungi; Ascomycota; Dothideomycetes; Pleosporales; Didymellaceae
Product: mitochondrial distribution and morphology protein 10
Exons: 3
Coding region: 1-1182 (393 amino acids)
Biological process (GO): mitochondrial outer membrane translocase complex assembly; establishment of mitochondrion localization; protein insertion into mitochondrial outer membrane
Cellular component (GO): ERMES complex; SAM complex
Source: RefSeq, a predicted model, not a curated record
AUGUUAGAUUUCAUGGAGAAUGUGCAGAAUGCAUUCUACGAAGCUUCGCACUGGAACCUCGACAACUCGUAUGGCGCGCUGAAUACUACGGCACGAGCACUGCUCGACUUCCAGAUCCCCCAAGGCCUGCGACUGCAGAUCUCGUCCCUUGCUGCGCCGAACUUCGCGACAUCGUACACGCUGGGUAGCGUGGGAGUAGUAGAUGGCUCAGUGUCCUACCUGUACUCUUCACUGCCGCUGAGGAAGGAGUUCAAGAGCUCGCACAUCGAUUUGAAGAGCGUCAUACGGGGCUACAAGCAUGUGCAAGAGCUGAGACGACCCGAUGAGAACUGGUGGUGGGAGCUCUGGCAUGCGGGCAAGCGGGUUGACCGCAAGACAGACACGCUGCUCUAUGGACGAGUGUUUCUCCCCCAAUCUAGACUCGAAGCUUUGUACUUGCGCCGCCUCACAGCCACUCGACAGCUCAGGAUCGCUGCUGUUAGCGACUCGAACCUUAACAACGGGGGAACGAUCCUCGCACUGUUGCAGACCGAUGUGGGCAAAUACAGCACCGAGUACAUGUACAGCACUGACUCGGCGCUGAUGGGCGUGCGAGGUCUAUACAAUUUCGGCGCUGACCCUAGAAAUGCGCCAACCGAACCGACCGCGGUCGAUCAAGUGGAACCAGCCUAUGGUCGCUUCAGCGCAGGCGCGGAGCUGUACUAUGGCUUAUUGAACAAGAGUGGAGGUAUAAGCACUGGCUUACGGUUCACGACACUGCCCAACCACCAGGGUUUUCCCUACACUAUGACGCUCACACUGAAUCCGUUAAUGGGCAAUCUUUCUUCCACCUACGCGGUUAAAGCUGGAUCUAGUCUGGCGCUUUGUUCACGCUUUGACUUCAAUUUUUACUCGUACGAAAGCGAGCUUCAGCUUGGUUGCGAAUUGUGGCGGCGACGCAGCAGCACUGAUGUCGAGUGGGCGGUUAAGAAACUGCGACCAGAUUGGCAGCAGCCCACCAUCUCUCCCGAUGAUGAUGUCUCUGGCGUGUUGAAAGCCAGGGUUGACCAGGAUUGGCGCGUGGGAGUGCUUUGGGAAGGCAGGAUUAAAGAACUGCUCUUCACGCUUGGUGCAAGCAUAGACCUCAAGAAGCGGGAGCAGAUCCUUCGUUGCGUCGGACUCGAGUUGCAAUACUCUUCAUGA